UAUAUCGCUUUGGAUUGUGGGUAAUGUAACUGAAACGACAACAAACAUCUUUCUAGCUCCAACGUCUGAUUUAUUUCUGCACACGUUCUUUAAGCAGAAGAGUAUGGAAAACGUGCACCAGGCUGCAGAGGAAGAUGACCUUUAUUCUGGUUACAACGACUUCAACCCGGCGUUUUACUCGGAGUUUGAAAAUGACGUGGGCUUCCAGCAAGCAGUUAGAACAACUUACGGAAGAAGACCUCCGAUAGGUGGAAAGUUCCCAGGCACUGCCAUUGGAGCUCGACCGUUGUUUUCUUCUUCUGGAUCGCGCAUGCCUUUGGCCUCUUCAAUGGGCAGACCCGUGACUGGAGCUGUGCAGGAUGGGCUGGCUCGACCGAUGAGUGCUGUCAAAGCCGCCGGUUACUCCUCCACCCUCACACGGGGCUCAGCCUUUGACCCUUUGGGCCGGUCCAGGGGCCCUGCACCUCCUCUAGAGGAUACGCCUGAAGAGAAGCUCAAGCUCCUGGAGAAGAAAAUUAACACCCUGAUAGAAGAGAGCUGCAUGGCUCAGAGCACAGGAAACCUACAGCUGGCUCUUGAUAAAGCCAAAGAGGCGCACAGGGAGGAGCGAGCUCUGGUAAAGCAGAGGGAACAGUCGGGAAGUGCGGACCACAUUAAUUUAGACCUCACCUACUCCGUUCAGCUCAACCUUGCUAACCAGUACGAAAAGAACGAAAUGCACCCAGAGGCUCUGAGCAGCUACAAGGCUAUCGUGAAGAACAAGAUGUUCAGCAAUGCAGGCCGUCUGAAAGUCAACAUGGGAAACAUCUACUACAAACAGAAAAACUACCAUAAAGCAAUUAAGUUCUACCGCAUGGCUUUGGAUCAGAUCUCCAACGCUCACAAGGACAUGAGGAGCAAGAUCAAGCACAGUAUUGCUGUGGUCUUUAUUGCUAUGGGCCAGUAUUCAGACGCCAUAACAUCCCUCGAGGACAUCAUGAGUGAGACGCCCAACAUAACGGCAGGCUUCAACCUCAUCCUGUGCUACCACGCUGCUGGAGACAGGGAGAAGAUGAAGAAGGCCUUUCAGAAGCUCAUCUCUGUUCCUUUGGGUAUCAGCGAUGAGGACAAGUACAUCCCACCAAAUGAUGACACCAGCUCAAAGAUGGUUAUUGAGGCCAUCAAGAAUGACAAGCUCUCCCAAAUGGAGAGAGAUUUGAAAGCCCGGGCUGAGAAGUACAUUACGACUGCAGCUAAGCUCAUUUGCCCAGCUAUGGACGCUUCAUUUGCGAGUGAAUUUGACUGGUGUGUUGACAUGGUGAAGAAUUCUCAGUAUGUUCAGCUAGCCAAUGAUCUGGAGUUCCACAAAGCCAUGACAUGCCUCCGACAGAAGGAUCACAAUCAGGCCAAGGAGAUACUGAAGACAUUUGAGAAGAAGGACAGCAAAAUGAAAAGUGCCGCAGCCACUAAUCUCUCUUUCAUUUACUUCCAGGAGAAGGACUUCGACCAGGCCGACAAGUAUGCUGACCUAGCCAUGAGUGCUGACCAUUACAACCCAGCAGCCCUCACCAACAAGGGAAACACGGUGUUUGUCAAACAGGAUUAUGAAAAGGCUGCAGAGUUCUACAAGGAAGCUCUAAGGAAUGAUUCCUUAUGCACAGAGAGCCUUCAUAACCUAGGUCUGGCCUACAAGAGACUAAACCACCUGGAGGAAGCCCUGGACUGCUUCCUGAAGCUUCAUGCCAUCUUAAAGAACAGUGAUCAGGUCAUGUACCAGCUGGCCGAUAUCUACGAGCUGAUGGGCGAUCGUCAGCAGGCAAUCAAGUGGCUGAUGCAGGUCAUCUGUGUGACCCCGACUGACCCCCAUGUCCUGGCCAAACUAGGAAAGCUGCACAAUGACGAGGGGGACAAAUCUCAGGCUUUGCAUUACUAUAGUGAGUCCUUCAGGUUGUUUCCCUGCAAGAUUGAUGUGAUCGAGUGGCUUGGGGUUCACUACAUCGAGAGUCAGUUCUUUGAAAAGGCCACCCAGUACUUUGAAAGAGCCACACUCAUACAACCCACCCAGGUGAAAUGGCAGCUAAUGGAAGCGAGCUGUUACAGAAAGAGCGGAAACUACCAGAAAGCUCUAGAAACCUACAAAGAGAUCCAUCGCAAGUUUCCAGAAAAUGUGGAUUGUCUGUGUUUCCUGGUGAGGCUGUCCACAGACAUGGGUCUAAAGGAGGUCCAGGAAUAUGCCACUAAGCUGAAGAAGGCAGAGAAGAUGAAGGAGAUCCGAGAACAGAAGGUGAAGUCAGGACAGGGGAGCACAGCGGGAGGUCGGAGAGAAGGCAGUGGAGGAAGUGCUGCAGUCGUGUCUACACAUGUCCCCACCUCUCCUAGGAAGUCCGGCGUCAUGGAAUCUCAACCUGAAUCCAAACGAUUCAGUCGUCUGUCAGACUCAGAGGGAGACAGCAACCACAGCAGUGGCAGCAGUAGAGGAGAGCGUCUGAGUGCCAAGAUGAGGUCACUCACCGUUUCCAAUGAGCCUUACGAAGCCGACAGCCAAAAAGAACUCGAUGCUUCCUACAUGGACCCACUGGGGCCUCAGAUAGAGCGACCAAAGACUGGCGCUAAGAAGCGUGUGGAUGAUGAUGAUGACUUUGGAGAUGAAGAGCUGGGGGAUGACCUGCUGCCAGAGUAGAUGCAUCAAACCUUUUUUAAAUCUCGACGACGGCCUGGUGUCAGAAGGUCACGGAGGUCGUUCCUCAGGAGUCUAAAAACCCUCAACAACCUGUUGGCACUCCAACAGAGGAGACCACCACCACAUUUGUUCCAGAAGAGAUGCCACCUCUUGAAGGUGACGACGAUGCUUCAUGAAUGAAACGGACUUCACCACACUUCAAACCCUGCUUCAGCACUAGUUUAUCCCCUAAAAGUGCAGGAACUGUAAAUGAAAUCGUUCCUGUGGUGUGGAGGACCAGAACCGUACACUAUUCCUUCUAAGAAAAACGUUUAUUUUUUUAUUUUGCUGUGAAAUUACAAAAGUGACUUUUUUUCUAGUACUGUUGCUUCGAUGUACAUGUUUGUGGUAAAUGUUCGGACAUGACCGUGUUGGGGUGUAUAGUCUGACGUCUGGAGGGAGAGGACCGUUGGGUUGUUUUUGCCUGAGUUCAGGCCUGCCUGUGCAACAAGUCUUGUUCUUUUGCAGAAAAUAAAGCUGUUUGUAAAAAAAUAAUAAAAUAAAAUAAAACUAAAAGAGCAAAAGUCACCUUUUCUAAUUUUGCUUGGAUGAGCUGUUGUUGGUAUAAUUUCAAACAGCAGCUUUUAUUUGAACAUCGUCGAUUUUGCUGAAUAUUUUAAAGGCUUGAAAUUCUAAAUGAUCUUGAUUUUAUACAAUGUUCUUGUGUUUUCUGUUAAAACGUUCCUUUUAUUUCAUAUUAGAACUGUGAGCUUUGCAUUUUUCUGUUUCUAAGAAACCUUUAAGACGUGGCUGCAGGGCGGAUCAAAGCCAGUCCACUUCCUGGCUCAUCCCUUGAGUUAGGAACCUUUUUUCUGCUUGAAUGAUUCAGAGGUCAGAGUUCAGUACGAACUGAAAAUCUAUUUCUCUGAAAAAGUUCAGAAACUGGGUAAAAAUUCUGCCUGGAUUUAUACAACACCUCAGAAAGGUCUCGAGAACGUCUGGAGAAUGUAUCGAGAACAUCCGGGGAAUGUCUGGAGAACGUCUGCAGAGCUGCUGAUCCUUCUGACCAGUCAAAAACAGUCAUUUACUGUAUUCCCGCACCGUGCACUUUAUGAAAGACAACAUUAAGUAAAGAAUGAAGGAUCCAUUGAUUUGACUAAAAACCUCCCGAGAAACACGUGCAGGAACCAGGAUCUCCAUUAGACCCCACAUUAUUGAGAUCCAGUUUAUUUGAAAUUUAGGGAAUUUCCCCAAAAAGGCUUUGGACUGAUGGGAACGACUUCCUGUGUCCAAAGUUUUAUAAAUGAAAGAGCUGGUGUUCGAAGGGGGGGCUGGUUUUGGUGUGUGUGUGUGUGUGUGUGUGUGUGUGUGUGUGUGUGUGUGUGUGUGUGUGUGUGUGUGUGUGUGUGUGUGUGUGUGUGUGUGUGUGUGUGUGUGUGUGUGUGUGUGUGUGUGUGUGUGUGUGUGUGUGUGUGUGUGUGUGCGCGCUCUGUCUUCUCCACCCCCAGUGAGUCGUGGAGGAUGGCUGCUUAUACUGGGCCAGGAUUCUCUGGAGGUUUCUUCCUGUUAAAAGGGAGUUUUCCUCUCCACUGUCGCUGCAUGCUUGCUUAGUAUGAGAAUUGCUGUAAAGACUCUGACACUAGUCAGUGACUUGAUGCAACCUGCUGGGGUUUUUUUCCCUCCACCUGAACCAAUCCUCAUGUUGCCCUCUGAUCUCUAUUAAGGUAGUGCGACUCGGGUUGUGAAUGACCACAGUCACCAGUUCUUGUCAUGUGUGUUGCCCAUGUAUGUCUGAUCUCUGAGUUGUGGGUACUGAAACUCUAAUUUCCCUCUGGGAUUAAUAAAGUAUCUUUGAUUUGAUUCCUUAUGUAGGAAACUUUUUUCUGAUGGGCUUAAUGACCCGACCUGUGUUGGAAUGAAGGUCCUCGAGACGGCUCUUGUUGUGAUUUGGCGCUUUAUAAAUAAACUUGAAUUGAGUUUUUCUCCCUCAUUG
Nothobranchius furzeri (turquoise killifish) is the source of this 4631-nucleotide messenger RNA. RefSeq names its product intraflagellar transport 88 homolog (gene ift88). The record is from RefSeq and is a predicted model, not a curated record. Gene Ontology annotation, molecular function: kinesin binding. Gene Ontology annotation, cellular component: non-motile cilium; ciliary basal body; centriole. Lineage: Eukaryota; Metazoa; Chordata; Actinopteri; Cyprinodontiformes; Nothobranchiidae. Gene Ontology annotation, biological process: non-motile cilium assembly; kidney development; intraciliary transport.